Molecule: messenger RNA, 3784 nt
Organism: Rhodamnia argentea
Lineage: Eukaryota; Viridiplantae; Streptophyta; Magnoliopsida; Myrtales; Myrtaceae
Product: pentatricopeptide repeat-containing protein At5g01110
Exons: 5
Coding region: 94-2301 (735 amino acids)
Molecular function (GO): protein binding
Source: RefSeq, a predicted model, not a curated record
UAGGUCCUUCCCGCUAACCCGAGUCCGAAUCAGUGAAACUCGCCCACGCCUCGCUUCUCUCUCUCUCUCAAACCCACCGGCCACCACGUACCAAUGCCCAUUCGACGGCCGCUCCUCCGCAAACCGCCGAACAGCCACUCCCUUCUCCGACGGGAUCACCUCCCUCGACCGAACCCAUGUCUCAUCCGCGGCAUCUCCACCCUCCAAACCUCCGAGCUCGCCCCCGCUGCCUCGGAGCAGUCAGCUCCCUCGACCUCCAUGUCGGACUCUCUCCUGGCGGAGAAGAUCCUCCUCAGCCUAAAGCAAGGUAACAUCAGGGACCGUCGAAACUACUUGUCUCGCUUGAACCCGUCGACCGUGGUCGAGGUGUUUCGGCGGCACCGCGAUAAUCUCCACUUGGCCCUGAAGUUUGUCGACUUAGUUUCGCUCAACCACCCUGGUUUCAAGCACUCGCCCAAGUCUUUGAGCGCGAUGGUCCACGUGUUGGUUCGCGGCAGGAGGUCGUCGGAUGCGCAGGGUUUGAUUCUCAGGAUGGUUAGGAAGAGUGGCGUCUCGCGUGCGGAGAUUGUCGAUUCUUUGAUCGAUGCUUCCCGCGACGGUGGGUCGGGUUGCGCGGUGUUCAGUUUGUUGAUUAGGACUUACGUGCAAGCUAGGAAGUUGAGAGAAGGAGCCGAGGCCUUUCGAUUGUUGAGUAGUAAAGGGAUUCGUGUUCUCAUCGGUGCUUGUAAUGGUCUCCUUGGCGGGCUUGUGAAGGCGGGGUGGGUUGAUCUGGCGUGGGAAAUUUAUGGUGAAGUCGUUAGAAGUGGUGUUCAAGUAGAUGUCUACACUCUUAACAUAAUGGUAAAUGCAUUGUGUAAAGAUGGUAAGAUGGACGAGGUUAAAUCAUUUCUACUGGACUUGGAGGAGAAGGGUGUUUUCCCAGAUCUUGUUACUUAUAAUACUCUGAUUAAUGCUCGUUGUAGGGAGGGACUAGUGAAGGAAGCUUUCGAGUUGGUGAAUUCAAUGUUGGAGAAGGGCAUGAAACCAGGCCUAUACACCUAUAAUGCCCUUAUCAAUGGAUUCUGUAGAAAUGGAGAAUACACUAGAGCUAGAGAAAUUCUGGAUGAGAUGUCAGAAAAAGGUGUGAGCCCUGACAAUUCCAGUUUCAAUACCCUGCUUGUUGAGAUUGGUAGAAAAGGUAAUGCUGUGGAGGCUGAAAAGAUUUUCGAAGAAAUGUCACUGCGAGGUGUGCUUCCUGAUUUAGUUAGCUACAGUUCGAUAAUUGGGGUGCUUUUGAGAAGUCACAAUCUUGACCGGGCUUUAAUGUACUUUAGGCGCAUGAAAAGUGCUGGGUUGGUGCCGGAUGGUGUAAUUUAUACCGUCCUCAUUGAUUGGUACUGUAAAAAUGGCUUAGUCUCAGAGGCUUUGAGGUUGCGGGAUGAAAUGCUGGAGCAAGGCUGCUUCGUGGAUGUAGUUACAUUUAAUACUAUAUUGAACGGUUUGUGCAAAGACAAGAUGCUUGUGGAGGCAGAUCGGCUCUUUCAUGAGAUGGAAGAAAGGGGUGUGUUUCCUGAUUUUUGUACAUUCACUACACUAAUUAAUGGGCACUGUAAGGAUGGGAAUAUGAACAAAGCAAUGAGCUUGUUCGAGACAAUGUCUCAAAAAAACCUAAAACCUGACAUUGUGGCAUACAAUACACUGAUUGAUGGUUUCUGCAAGGUGGGUGAAAUAGAGAAGGCUUAUCAAAUAUGGGACGAUAUGAUCAAUAGUGGCAUAAGCCCAAACCACAUUUCAUACAACAUUCUAAUAAAUGGUUUCUGUAGCGCGGGAGCUAUUGCUGAGGCUUUGAGAUUGUGGGAUGAGAUGGUUAAGAGGGGUAUUCGACCUAGUCUCAUCGGUUGCAACACUAUAUUAAAAGGUUUUUGCCGGUCUGGGGAUGUAUCCAAGGCAGACGAGUUCUUCAGCAAAAUGGUUGCGAAAGGAAUUCUUCCGGAUAGCAUUACUUUCAACACUUUGAUCAAUGGAUUUGUGAGAAAAGAGGACAUGGAUAAAGCUGCUGAACUGGUUAAUAAAAUGGAGAACAUGAGACUGUUGCCUGAUAUAUUUACGUACAAUGUCAUUUUGGGUGGUUUCUGUAGGCAAGGCAGGAUGCAAGAAGCUGAGCUGGUAUUGAGAAGGAUGAUUAAUAGAGGUGUGAAUCCCGAUAGAUCUAUAUAUUCAGCGUUGAUAAACGGCUAUGUUAGCAAGGAUGACUUGAAGGAAGCAUUUCGGUUCCAUGAUGAAAUGCUGCAGAAGGGAUUUGUACCAGAUGAUAAUUUCUAGACCUCAUUCAGGGGACUGUCAAGAACAAGCUUUUGGGUUAUUGUGCUUGAGGUAUACUGGACUUCUUGGAGCUAUUUCCUCUUUUGCUCAAGUCAUGAGAUUCUUCUUCUUAAGAAUGGAAAUCAGAUUCCUUCACGGAUGGAAGUGUGGGUCGAGAAACAAAAUGACAGGUUGGAGAAUUGCAAGCAGCAUCCUAGUUGUUCUUGCAACUUUUAUGACUGAAUUAUACAACAUGGGGGUGAUGAGUUUCGUUUGAUAGAUUGGCCAAUCGCCGGAGCUGUUCUAUAUGUGGAAGAUAUUAAUGGUUCUGGAGAACCUUCUGAUUUUACUAUAACAUGUUCUCUUUUGGCCAAACUAAGUUUCACAGUAUAAAUUACAUAAUGUUCUGUUAUGUCAAAAAGUUUGUGAUUCUUUCUAUCUGUUUAUGCUCAUUCUGAACAUUCCUUCACCAGAUCCUUCCUUUUGCUUCCCUACAUCUACAGGCUAUUAAGCUGCAGUCUUUUUGGUAUCUAGAUUGGAAUUAUCUUUCAUAAUUGAGGGAACAGAUAAUAUGGUUUCAUAAUUGUCUAUCUCUGGGUCGAUCUAUGUUCACCUACUUAUUUCCUUCUAGUAAUUGUUUUUUAUGUUUUUCUUUUUUACUCCCUUGUUUCUUGGAUACAAAUAAUCCUUGGAUUUGAAAUCGGCUGCUAGAUUCCCACUUUGUGCAUAAUGGAGAUGUUCUGACAUGGUCAUUAACUGAAAUUCCUGCAAGCCAAUUAACCCUGGGAAACGCUAUCUGAAUUGUAUGAGCCAUCAGAGGAUUCACCAAUUGAGCAUUGUCUUGAGAUCUGGAAUUCGGCAAAAGAACAAGCUUCUCCUGGAUUAUGGCUGAUACUUUGUGGUCUGAAAUCUUUCCCAAAACCUGAAGAUGUUGGCACCCGACGGGUUGUUUGGUAGGAAAAAAAACUACUUUAGAUUGUAAAUGAGGCUUUAUUGAAGAUGCCUUCGAUUGUUUCAGACUUCAGUUACUUACCUGAUGUAAGGUUUCCUGGUGAAAAAUCCCAUCUUGUAUCAUGGAGGUCGGGAGGAGCUCAGAUCACAAUGACUAUUUGGAUGCAAACGUUAGCAAUUUCAUAACAGUUCAUGGGCUUAAGAAGCCUUAUGAGUGACUUCUUUUGGGGGCCAAAGCCUAAUGGUCAUGGGUCAUGGCAGAACAAAGCUGUGCAAUCCGACAAGAGAUCUGUGGUAAUUUCGAGACUUGACAUUCGUUUUCAUUUGUCAUAGGAUGGCCUGGAUGGUCAUGGGUCGAUGUUGUGCUAUUCAUAUCGAUAUUCGAAGAUACAACUGCCCGCAAUACAUAGAUCAUACCUUGCUUUUCAAUUCAUCUAGCUAUUGUUCAUCUUCAGUAGUCUGGAUCAAUGUUGCAUGUUAUUGGUUUUUAUUUUGUUUUGAAUAUUUUCCGAGUGAAAUGAUCAAAUAGUGAAGUGAACGGGUUAUUAGUCAA